GGCGGCGGCAUCUACAUGCUUGGUAGUGGAAGUGACGAUAACCGGGUCGAUCGAAUAAACCCCCUGGAUGGUAGCGUCUCCAGCGCACCUUCGAUGACACUGCCCCGACGACGACGACGACGACGUCCAUCUGCUGCGCAACUGACAGACGCCUUCUGGUCUUCGGUGGAGAUAACGGUUUGUGGCUGGCAUCCUCCUGUGUGA
Mesocestoides corti is the source of this 204-nucleotide messenger RNA. The record is from the annotation of a GenBank genome assembly. Lineage: Eukaryota; Metazoa; Platyhelminthes; Cestoda; Cyclophyllidea; Mesocestoididae.